This is a messenger RNA of Dicentrarchus labrax (European seabass), 2279 nucleotides long. RefSeq names its product coiled-coil domain containing 93 (gene ccdc93). Gene Ontology annotation, biological process: Golgi to plasma membrane transport. The record is from RefSeq and is a predicted model, not a curated record. Lineage: Eukaryota; Metazoa; Chordata; Actinopteri; Moronidae. The transcript is spliced from 25 exons. Bases 37 to 1962 code for a protein of 641 amino acids.
UCUCGUCGCGGUCAUGUGAUCUGUCAGCAGUCCAUCAUGGCGGCCGCAGCCUCGUCAGUGUUCCACCGAGUGAGAACUGGUUCUAAACUGGGAACCCAGUUCGACCAGGACGGGAACAUCAUCCAGGUGGAAACCCGAGAGGAUGAAGAGCAGAGCGUCAAGCUGGCGGAGAUCCUGGAGCUCCUGCUGGCUGCCGGAUACUUCAGAGCCCGGAUCAAAGGACUGUCCCCCUUUGAUAAGGUGGUCGGCGGUAUGACCUGGUGCAUCACCACGUGUAACUUCGACAUCGACGUGGAUCUCCUUUUCCAGGAGAACUCGACCAUUGGCCAGAAAAUCGCUCUGACGGAGAAGAUCGUGUCCGUGCUGCCAAAGAUGAAGUGUCCUCAUCGUCUGGAGCCUCAUCAGAUCCAGGGGCUGGAUUUCAUCCACAUUUUCCCGGUGAUACAGUGGCUGGUGAAGAGAGCCAUAGAGACCAGGGAGGAGAUGGGCGACUAUGUGAGAGCGUACUCCGUCUCUCAGUUCCAGAAGAGCCACAGCCUCCCAGAGGAUGAAGAGUUCCUCCAGAGGAAAGACAAAGCAGUGAGGGCCGUUCUGGACGUACUGGAAGUGUACAAACCCCAGAGGAAGUACAGGAGGCAGAGGGAUGCAGGGGAGCUGCUGGACGAGGAGUCCAGAGUUCACUCCACUCUGCUGGAAUACGGCAGAAUGUCAGAUUUCCUCCUGCGUUACGGGUUCAGUAAACAGUCCAAACAGGACGAGGCGGACGGGAGGAAGGCUUCGCAGGCCGGCGGCGCUCAGGCGGCGCCCCCUGGGAUGGGGGAGGUGUCGGAGGAGGACCUGCAGGCUGCGGAGGAGAUGCGUAUUAAGACUCUGAUGACCAGUAUGGCUGCCAUGGUAAAUGAAGAGGGGAGGCUGACAGCGAGUGCAGUGGGUCAGAUAGUGGGGCUGCAGUCUGAGGAGAUCAAACAGAUUGCCUCCGAGUACGCAGAGAAGCAGUCGGAGCUGUCGUCAGAGGAGCGUUCAGAGCGUUACGGUCCGCUGCAGCAACACCGCAGGGCUGUGGCUUCAGUCCAAAAACAGAUCCAACAGAAGACCAAACAGCUGGAGGAGCUACGAGCCAAACACACGGAGGUGAAAACCGGCAGCGACGAGGCCAAAAGGAGUCUGAUGGAGGCGACAGAGAUCUCAGAGAAACUGGACAAAGAGCUGAAGUCUUUGGAGGAGAUGGAGGAGCAGGCUGACAGCAGCCUCCUGGAGAAGCUGAGGGCUCUGGUGACGAUGAACGAGAACCUGAAGCAGCAGGAGCAGGACUUCCGCACUCACUGCAGAGAAGAGAUGGUCCGCCUGCAGCAGAACAUUGAGGAGCUGAAGAAGGCAUCAGGACAGAAUACAGAGGAGGACGAGGAGAGGAACCAGCUGAUAGACAAACAGUACGACACCGACAGAGAGAAACUGCAGAAGAUCCGUCUGCUCAUGGCUCGGAGGAACCGAGAGAUCGCCAUCCUGCAGAGGAAGAUCGACGAGGUGCCGAGCCGGGCCGAGCUGACCCAGUACCAGAAGAGGUUCAUCGAACUCUACAGCCAAGUUUCUGCAACACACAAAGAGACCAAACAGUUCUUCACUCUGUACAACACGUUAGACGAUAAGAAGGUUUAUCUGGAGAAGGAGGUGAAUCUGCUGAAUUCAAUUCACGACAACUUCCAACAGGCGAUGUCGUCUUCAGCCGCCAAGGAUCAGUUCCUCAGACAGAUGGAACAAAUCGUGGAGGGAAUCAAACAGAAUCGCAUUAAGAUGGAGAAGAAGAAGCAGGAGAACAAGAUGAGGAGAGAUCAGCUGAACGACGAAUACCUGGAGCUGCUCGACAAACAGAGGCUCUACUUCAAAACCGUCAAAGACUUUAAGGAGGAGUGUCGGAAGAACGAGAUGCUGCUGUCCAAGCUGAGAGCUAAAGGAGCCUCGUAGCUCCGUCUGUUGGUAAACUGUUUAUUGGUCCACCGGGACUCAGACCGGGACUCAGACCGGGGCUCAGACCGGGGCUCAGACCGGGGCUCAGACCGGGCUCAGACCAGGUCCUGGGAAAUCCUGCACACUGUGAUUCAAAAUAAAACAACUGGAGAGGAAUCAAAACGUCUCAUUUCACAUGUUUAUCUCUGUUGAACUGGCACACAAAGCUGAUCUUAUUGUAGGAAACAUGUCCAAUAUCAUAUUUACACUGAAUCUAAGCACAAAGUAUUGAUAUUAAACUCUGAUUGUAUCAAUAAUAAAAGAGUUUAAAUAAA